Mus musculus (house mouse) is the source of this 4364-nucleotide messenger RNA. It is a transcript of the gene Mgll, whose product is annotated as monoglyceride lipase. Gene Ontology annotation, biological process: monoacylglycerol catabolic process; triglyceride catabolic process. Gene Ontology annotation, cellular component: cytosol; membrane. Bases 737 to 1780 code for a protein of 347 amino acids. The transcript is spliced from 9 exons. Lineage: Eukaryota; Metazoa; Chordata; Mammalia; Rodentia; Muridae. The record is from RefSeq and is a predicted model, not a curated record. Gene Ontology annotation, molecular function: monoacylglycerol lipase activity.
CCGCCCCCGCCGCCGAGCGGCUGGGGAUAAAGUGGCGGCGCAGACGCCGCGCCCUAUCGCUGCGCAGCCGGCCGCGCGCAGUAGUCUGGCUCUAGCCCGCCGCAGACCCGGACCCGCGUGGUGCUCGGGGAACGUGACAGCGGCGCUCGUGGCCCGGGUAACUGCCUCCCGCCCCUGCCUCAGGAUAGGAGCCGCCGCCAGGGGUCCCCUGCGCGCGUGUGCGUGCGCACGAGUGUGCGCGCGUGUCAGCGUGUGCGCGUGAACGCGCCCCUCGCGCCCUCGCACCAACCCCCAAACAGACUUGUGCCCGUCAACUGCAUCUUCCCAGACCGGUGUGGGAACAACGGCCAGGUCCACGUCCUGUGUGGCGUGCCGAUGACAGCCGCGAGGUUUCCUUCCCUAAGCGGUCGCGGGCGGGCAAGAGGCAAAGUUUGUCGGAGAAUCGGGGUGACUUUGCUCGGGGACCCGCAUCUGCGCGAAUGCGCGGUGCCGCGGAGCGCGUCUCGCAGCAGCUCCGGGCUGGGGACCGGCUGUCCCUCGCUCCCGGAACCCCUUCAGGGGUGUGUUCUGGAAAAGUGGCGACAUGAGCUAGAGCUGGAGCAGCAGGAGGGAGCAACUCGCACCCCUGCAGCCCAGGCGGGGAGGGCGCGGACCCCGUGGUGCUGCCCUGCGGCCGCGAUGAGGGAACAGCCCUCGUUUGCCUGGCGCUGAUACUCGAGGCUGUGGCGGUAGUGGAAUGCAAAAGCCAAGACUAAUGGAAACAGGGCCUAAAGACCCCUGCAGGAUGCCUGAGGCAAGUUCACCCAGGCGAACUCCACAGAAUGUUCCCUACCAGGACCUGCCUCACCUGGUCAAUGCAGACGGACAGUACCUCUUUUGUAGAUACUGGAAGCCCAGUGGCACACCCAAGGCCCUCAUCUUUGUGUCCCAUGGAGCUGGGGAACACUGUGGCCGUUAUGAUGAGCUGGCUCAUAUGUUGAAGGGGCUGGACAUGCUGGUAUUUGCCCAUGACCAUGUUGGCCAUGGGCAGAGUGAGGGAGAGAGGAUGGUGGUGUCGGACUUCCAAGUUUUUGUCAGAGAUGUGCUGCAACACGUGGACACCAUCCAGAAGGACUACCCCGACGUCCCCAUCUUCCUCCUGGGCCACUCCAUGGGCGGUGCCAUCUCCAUCCUAGUGGCUGCAGAGAGGCCAACCUACUUUUCUGGCAUGGUCCUGAUUUCACCUCUGGUCCUUGCCAAUCCGGAAUCUGCAUCGACUUUGAAGGACAAAUUGCACAUCACGAAGACCUCUCUUGAGAAGGCUGCCGAAGUGUCAGUGACUUGGAUCCCGUAUGCUUUCCACCUGUGGGUCCUUGCUGCCAAACUGCUCAAUUUUGUCCUGCCAAAUAUGACCUUGGGGCGCAUUGACUCCAGCGUGCUGUCUCGGAACAAGUCGGAGGUUGACCUGUACAACUCUGACCCACUCGUCUGCCGAGCAGGGCUGAAGGUGUGCUUUGGCAUACAGCUGCUGAAUGCCGUCGCAAGAGUGGAGCGAGCAAUGCCCAGGCUGACACUGCCAUUCCUGCUGCUGCAGGGUUCUGCUGACCGGCUUUGCGACAGCAAAGGUGCCUACCUGCUCAUGGAAUCAUCCCGGAGUCAGGACAAAACACUCAAGAUGUAUGAAGGUGCCUAUCACGUCCUCCACAGGGAGCUUCCGGAAGUGACCAACUCCGUCCUCCAUGAAGUAAACUCGUGGGUGUCUCACAGGAUAGCAGCAGCAGGAGCUGGGUGUCCACCCUGAACAUGCUGGCCAGGCAACCAGCUCAUGGUCUGGGGGGAGGCAGGCAGAGGAAGGGCAGUGCUGGCUGGCUCAAAAAAAAAAAAAAAAAUCACAAAUUGGAGGAACCCUUAGUACCCUAGUGCAACUUGCUUUGGGAAAAAAAAAAAGGAUCAUUUGUCAUAUAGAUGGCUACUGGCCACUGAUCUACUACCUUAAGGAGCAGGCACUUUAUGAAGGAGGGAGUAUAUUUUCUACACAGAGACUGUGUGGAAAUAUCCUUUGAAUUAAAAAAAAAAAAAAAAAAAAAAAGCAAAGCAGCAUUGCCCACCUCUCCCAGCUCCUGUGGGGUUCGGGGACUCUCUGGCAGUCCCAGAUCCCAGUCUGCAAUAAUCAGAGGUCUCUUUCCUCCUGAACCAAGUCCUCUCUGACUGGCUGUCCUCUGGCAUAUGAUGAGGUGGCCUGUAUCCCCACAGCUAGCUCCCUAGCAGGCUCAUGUGCCCCUCCAAGGCACUUCCUCAAAACGGGCAACUACCCUAUGACCUGGUCAGCGACUUUUCAGAUGGAAGCCAGGCUGGGGGAAGGGAAGGUGGCCCCAAAUAGCUCUUCUCCCCCACACAACUCCCCCCUCCCACCCUGCUGGGAGUUUGGUCACCCACAGCAUGUUGUAUGUAUUUAGAAAGGCACCUUUUCUCAGGUCACUAAGUACUCCAUGCUGAGGAGGGUGGCUUUGAAGAUAAUUGUUUAAUAUAUAUAUGGUAUAUUCUAAAUUAAAGAUUAUAUGGGUGGGUGGGUAAAGCCUAGGCGGCUUUGGAGGAACCAGUACCCCCACACAGGGUCGGUCUGCCGAGGACCCAGCCCCCUAAUUGAGGACUAGUUGGCUCUCCUGGCAGAGAAGACACAGGGUGGAGGACUGUGGCCCUGGGUGGUCCCUCUGUCCAGAGCCACUAGGAGUUGCUUGCCAGUAGCACAGCUACCUCUGGUGGUAGGAGAGACUCCCAUGGAGCCACCACGGUGCUGGCUGCCUGCCAGGGGCAGCACAGAGCACUUCAAUGACUACCGGCAGACAAGGACCACAGCUGUCUGCACCCCAUGCCAGACUGCAGCAGGAUGGCCCAGCCAGGCCUCAGAGAGGCUCCCCUGAAGCAGUGAAACCCAAGCCCCCUGUCCUCUCAGGUGCCCGCCUGAAGGCCUCCCCCAGGCCUCACUUAGCGCCAGCAAUAACUGGGGCUCACUGCUCUCUUGGAGCACUCACUGCUCUCCUGGAGCACUUCUAUCUUUACGGAGGGCCUUGCUGUUACCUCAGGAGUCCUGUCGAUGCAUGUAGAACCCUGGAAAGGGGCACUGCUGCCAAGGAGAGCUGCCUGGCUGCUGGAAGGGGUGGGUGGGCCUCCAGGAAGGUGGGAUCCAAGUGUCCUUUCUGGAGUUGAUUCUAGGUCCUGGGAAGGGCCCUCUGCCCCCUCUGGUGACCCUGACCAUGCAUAGCAGUCAGAGGCUGGCCACCUACUAUAGGUCAUAAGGUCACUGUGCCCCUCAACAGGGCCCAAGCACUGCAUGCAGGGAAGGAAGGGCCCAGGAGCUGUCCAGAGCCCCCUCUUAGCUCUCCUUCUGUUUAGAAAAUGAAGACAGAAAGAGUGUGGGAAGAGGGGCAGCCAGCACUCCCUCCUGCUCAGGGAACCCUGGACAGCAGUGGACGGGCAUGGGGUAUUUUGGCUCUCCAUUAAGUUAAAACCAUUCCAGACUACUGUGCUCAGAUCUGUGACUCUCACCAGGAGCCACCCAAGGCUGCUCCCAAAAGCACACUGACAAUGCCACUUUUCCAAACCAAACGCCAGCUGGCGGCUUUCAUGCAUGACAUCAUUUAGAGAUGCAUUUGUAUCUGGUUAAAGAACCACUAACACUAAAACCCAGGGGUGGGAUGAUCAGAAGUUAAGACUGUCUUGUGAAGCCUGUAAGAGUCAUGUUAAGAGUCAUGUCCCUGCAUGACAGCACCGGGGCUCCCUCUGUAGAGAGCUAGGCCAGUCUCGUCAGACUCCGCCCCUGUCACUGGAGGAAGCCUGACCAGCAGGGCUUCACAGUCACCCCCAUCACCACAGGAUGCAGAGGAAUUGGGGUACGGAAAAAAUGCUAGGACACACAAGGCUCGGCCUGAAGAAGGUGGAAGCCAGCAAGAAACCGCCGAUGGUCCUCCCCCGGGUGAAGGAGGGGAGCCAGAACCCGCAAGAACAGAGCAUCUGUGGGCUUUUCCAACAACCAUGGACUUAGGGCCUGAAAAGCUUUUUAGAAGGUGCCACCUGCAGGCAGUGGAACAUCUCAACCACUAAGCCCCAGUUCCUUAGAGAUAGGGGAACAGCCUCCCUCCACCAUGUGAGCAUCGGGGGAGUGCUCUGCUCACAUCCUGCCUCUGGGCCACCUCACACUUCCCUUUCUCUCCUGAUUGCUAAUGUAACUUUCUAAGGAUCACAGUGGGUCACUGGUUUGUCACUGUCACUGCGCCCAGUCACUCCCCACGUAUACUCCUAGUGGGGAACCUGUAUCGGCUUAGAAUUACUAAAGAAGCCAAUGUGCACUACAGCUCACCGUAAUAAAAACCACGUGCUUUUGGAGA